AUCUCCUGACAACCAAAAUAAAAUUCUCAGUUGUACUUUUAAAACGUUAAUCCGCAAUCAUGGCUCCUGCAAAACUCAAAUAUUAACUAAACAACUUGUAUAAGCACCAAUUCACCGACACGAUCUACCAAAAGAAAAAAAAAUGGCGGCCAAUUUCUGGACUUCUUCUCACUUUAAACAGCUUUUGGACCCGGAAGAGGUGGAUGUUGUACCUCAGCAAGAUAAAGAUAAAGGCAUCACUCUUGAAGAAUUUAAGCUCAUUAAGAUCCAUAUGGCGAAUUAUAUAAUGAAACUGGCUCAACAUGUUAAAGUGAGGCAAAGGGUUGUGGCAACUGCAGUUACAUAUAUGAGACGUGUCUACACCAGAAAGAGCAUGACUGAAUAUGAUCCACGCCUUGUUGCUCCUAGUUGCUUAUAUUUGGCAUCCAAGGCAGAAGAAAGCACAGUGCAGGCUAAACUUCUUGUAUUUUACAUUAAAAAUUAUGUAAUUACUUCUGCUGAUGAAAAGUAUAGAUGUGAAAUCAAAGACAUACUUGAAAUGGAAAUGAAGAUCUUAGAAGCACUUAACUAUUAUUUAGUUGUAUUUCAUCCUUACCGCACAUUGUCCCCGUUGUUGCAGGAUGCUGGCAUGAAUGAUACAAAUAUGACUCAGAUAUCUUGGGGACUUCUAAACGAUACAUACAAGAUGGACCUUAUUCUCACACAUCCACCGUAUUAAACUACUCAGUCAUACCA
This is a messenger RNA of Hibiscus syriacus, 735 nucleotides long. Its product is annotated as cyclin-C1-1-like. Gene Ontology annotation, molecular function: cyclin-dependent protein serine/threonine kinase regulator activity. The transcript has 8 exons. The coding region runs from base 143 to 718 and encodes 191 amino acids. Gene Ontology annotation, cellular component: mediator complex; nucleus. NCBI's taxonomy places the organism in Eukaryota, Viridiplantae, Streptophyta, Magnoliopsida, Malvales, Malvaceae. Gene Ontology annotation, biological process: positive regulation of transcription by RNA polymerase II. The record is from RefSeq and is a predicted model, not a curated record.